Molecule: messenger RNA, 1179 nt
Organism: Cyanidioschyzon merolae strain 10D
Lineage: Eukaryota; Rhodophyta; Bangiophyceae; Cyanidiales; Cyanidiaceae
Exons: 1
Coding region: 1-1179 (392 amino acids)
Source: RefSeq, a predicted model, not a curated record
AUGUUCGUUAUCUUCGGUACGGGUUUACGACGUUGCACAAACCGCUUCACGGCUAGCGGGGUCGUUGGUCAGUUGCCACACAAGGCCGAGCGCAGUGCCUGUCGGCAACGCAGCGCAAGAACGUUGGCACGGCUCGAGCAGCGUCGACGCGAAAACGUUCCGGGCGACGUGUACGUUACAAGUGGAUGCAUCGACUGUGAUACCUGCCGGUGGAUGGCGCCGUCGAUAUUCGAUCGAGUUGGCAGCCAGUCAGCGGUCGUGCACCAACCCGAGACGGACGCUGAACGCGUUCGGACGCUGCAGGCUGCGGCGGCGUGUCCGGUCGGAACGAUCCGGACGGAGAGUCCACCGCCAGCCGGUCUGUCGAAACAGGCUCGGGAAGCGUUCCCUGAACUCAUAGCAACAAGCGGUGACGAACGCUCCGGAACUCGAGUCUAUCACCUAGGGUACCACUCGGCGAAGUCGUUCGGAGCAACCUCGUACCUUGUGUUGCCAGACGGUGACCGUUGGAAAGACGCAGCUUUUAUGACGGAUAGCCCGCGCUAUUUUCGCCCACUUGCUGAUCAGAUUGAGCAGCUCCUGAAGCGAGAGGGUCGUCAACUACGGUAUAUAUUUCUGACCCACGUCGAUGACGUGGCCGAUCAUGAAAAAUGGGCAGAGCGUUUCCAAGUGCGUCGGAUCAUGCACGCGGAUGAUAUCGAUGAUGCAGACGAGCGAAGCACACUUGCCAGCAUUGAGAUUCCACUCACCGGCUCUGGUCCGUGGUUACUGACACCAGAGUCGGUGACAAAGUGGCCUGCCGGAGCCGCGUCUCCUGCUCCCGACAGACACGGCGUCAAGAUCAUUCAUGUUCCGGGACAUACACGCGGCUGUAUUGCUGCGAUAGUGGACAAUUACGUUGCGUUCACAGGCGAUCACAUAGCAUAUUCGGAGACGCGAAACGCGGUGACCGGCUUUCCUCAGGUCUGCUGGUUCGACUGGAGCCUCGUUAUUGAAUCCACCGCGAAACUCGCAGAGGAAGCAUUUGUAUGGAUCAUGCCAGGUCAUGGUCGCCGCUAUCACUACGCGAGCGUAGAGGCCAUGCGACAAGGCCUCACCGAGUCGAUUGCGCUCAUGGACAGCGAUCUGUACUGGGCCAUGGUGCCCUACCGAGCGCGGGGCCGUGUUCGGUCAUCGUGA